This is a messenger RNA of Stomoxys calcitrans (stable fly), 687 nucleotides long. RefSeq lists its product as uncharacterized. The record is from RefSeq and is a predicted model, not a curated record. The coding region runs from base 49 to 537 and encodes 162 amino acids. The transcript is spliced from 4 exons. Lineage: Eukaryota; Metazoa; Arthropoda; Insecta; Diptera; Muscidae.
ACCCUUAGCCUCAUUGUGGGCUGGAUACAUUUGAUAUUUGCCUUUAUCAUGACCAUUGUGUUUUUAAUCUAUCUGUGUACAUUCGACAAUGAGACCUAUGAUGACACAAUCGUAGGAGUGGAAGUCAGCCGAACUGGACUGCCCACUGUAGUUUUCCUUUUCCUAUUUUGUCUGCUCAGUUUAAUUUUUGACAUUUUACUUUUGAAGGGUAUUUCGGAGGAGCGCCAUAAAUUAAUGAAACCAUUUGUCGUUGGUAAUUACGUGGCUUUGGGCAUGCAAUUAUGUCUGACCAUUUUCAAUGUACUCAAGGAUAUCAUAGAGGGAUCCACAUUCGGUGAUGUCAUGAUACAUUUAAUCCUCAAUUGUGUUUCUUUGGGUAUUAUGGCAUUUUUCUUCUAUCCCAUCUAUCAAGUUUACCAUCAAAUUCGUUGCUACAAUGAAGAAAGAGAACAUCGAGGUAUACAGAACAUAGAGAGCAAUGCAGCGGCUGAACAAAAGUUAACCGAGGAUCAAACCCAGGGAAUGUAUGUAAAUUAAACUAACACUCCAGCAGAAAAAUAAAAUGAAGAUACAAUAAACUGCUAAAAUGGCAACUAAACCAAAAGGCAAUUGAAAAGUACUAAAAGAAAUCAAACUCAGGUUCAGUGAGGUCAACUAGAAAAACCCAAAAUCAUGUUGAUGAUUAAU